Messenger RNA from Chara braunii, 787 nucleotides. The record is from the annotation of a GenBank genome assembly. Lineage: Eukaryota; Viridiplantae; Streptophyta; Charophyceae; Charales; Characeae.
CCGCACGAGCCGCACAUUCGUGCAAAGUUCCGUGCGGGGGGUGCCUGUGCGGAAUCGUGCAGGGUUUUUUUUUUUUUUGGGAGGGGGAACGGGGGGGGCGUAUGACCGGAAGUUGGGGAUAAGAGGGGGAUAUGGAGAGGAGCAGGAUAUGGACGACGAGGACGACGAGGAUAGCGAGGGCGAGGAGGAGGAGGAGUCGAGAUGGGGGAGGAGAAGAGAUGGACGGAGGGAAAAGAGGAAGGGCAGAAGGAGGAGGACGAGCGGGAGGAGGAGGAGACAUGGACGGCAAGGAAGGGGAGGACGCGAGGAAGCGAAGGAGACGAGGAAGCAUGGAAGAUGAGGAAGUACGAGGAGGAGGAGGAGACGAGGAUGAGGAAGGGCAUGAGGAGGAGGACGAACAGGAGGAGGAGGAGGACGAGGAGGAGGAGGAGACGAGGAUGAGGAAGGGCAUGAGGAGGAGGACGAACAGGAGGACGAGGAGGAGGAGGAGAUGAAAAGGAGAAGGGAGGAGGAGACAUGGAGGAUGACAAAGGGCAGGAGGAUCAAGGUGAGGCAGUACUCCUGUAAUUUUUUUUUUCAUCUCGCUUAUGAUUUUGGCGGGGGGCCUCAAACGCACCAUUUCGCCCCCGGCCUUUUUUUUUUUUUCUGAGGGGGGUGACGGGUCGUUCCCCGCACACGUCGAGCGCCGCACAGGAUCGGUUGGGCGCGUGCGCCACACAUUGGGAACCGCCCGCACGAUGUGCGCUUGCAAGUAUGGUUCAGAUGCCAAUGAAGUGUACACAGGUUU